AUUAAACGAAAUUUAUACCGGGAGUUUGUCUAGUGCAUGUUGUGUGCGACCUUCAAUAAUACCUUUUCGUGUUGCAGGUGAAAGAAAGUCUGCUCCUAACAUUGGUGGAGGACAGCGGAAGAACGGACAAACAUGGCGGAUACGUUGUUCUUCAACCGACCCCAGAGUCGAUACCCUUACUGGGUUAACAUUCCCCCGACUGUCCCGAAAUAUCCUUCGUCACAAGAAAUGUUCAGGCGAAGUGUUCCAGAAAAAUACACGUCUAAAGUUGGCCGCGAGUCCUAUCAGCACUGGACAGACAAAUGGUACGACAAUGGUGAACCAAUGCGCCGCCAGGAGGAGCUACCAAAGGUCGUUGACCGACACGAGCCAUGUCAACGUCCUUGGGAGUACAGAAUGGGCACUUCCGCUAUCCCCAAAUGGUCACGUGAGGGCAAGGACUGGCCAGUCGACGACAGGAAGUACCUAAGAUCAGGUCGACCGGUCACCGAAACUAUGCGAGCCCGGGGCAUGAACCGUCUGAGCGCUCGGGAAGAUAACCUCUACCCGUUCUCAAACUACAUGACCUCUACAUACCGGAAACCUGUAUAUUCCAUAUACGGCCCCCUACAGCGGCCCCAGGUGUACGGCAUCACGCACCAACACAACCAACACGGAUUCAUGCCCUUUGAGGAUUACUAUUAAUAGUGUUGUAUAACUGGUUAAAUAUUUGAUACCAGUUACGUUUGUACAUAAGGUAUAUGCAUAAUGUUUUGUCUUUGAUUGUCAUUCUUUGUAACAGAAGCAGAUUUUUCGUUUUGUAAGCUACUGGUGCUGAAAAUAUAAAAAAUGGUCAUAUGAUCAAAUAUGUUUUGAAAACAAUUAUCUCGUCGCUUUAGUGUUUCCUGAAUGUCCUUUACGAUCAAACAUCUCAGAGCGAGGUCAGUGUAACCAUUGUAGAAGCGUUUGUGUCGGAGGGAAACGUGUCUGGGCCUAGAUUUUCGAAGCUCUCUUAGUCGUAACUUAAUGUUAAUGUAUGGCACUUGACGACUAUCUUAGCGCUCAGAGAGCUUGCGAAAAUCUAGGCCCUGGUUUGUUUGAGGAUGGGUCUUAAGUGUAUCCAGCUGGUGCAGGGAUGGAGAUAGUUGAGUUAUGGGAAAAUACUUUUUGAUAAUUGGAACAAUUUGCGAAGAUUCGUAAUGUAUUCAGUACAUUUAUUUUUGUAAACUCAAACUGCAUCACGUAUGCUUAAUCAUGCUAAGUGUUUAGACAAUACCAUUUUUGGCUUUGUUUUGAAGAGUUCCGAAUAACACUUGAACAACACCAGAGUUUCCCUCAAGGCACUGUAAAUUGGUACAUCCUUUAUUUUAUUUCGUACAAAGGAUUGUAUAUGUAGACAUAGAAAUUUUACAUGUUGUCCUCGAUGCGCCCUUUCCGGGCUGCAAGCUGGAGAGUAGUAGACAGGUUCAGACAGUGUUUUAACUCACUUUUAACAGGACAAGGUGUCACAACUUUGAAUGCAAUACCUGUCGUUACAUACGUUCGCUACCUCAAUGCAUGUCACACUUUGGAUGUAAUGUGUAGUUUGUGUACGUUGUUCAAACUCAGCCCCUUCUCAAUGCUGCGACAUUGGAUGUGUAAAUAACUACCCACUGACAACAGAUCAUGGCACUUGUAUAUAUAAGUCUUUUGGAUGAACUUGUAAAGAAAUAAACCAACAACCUAU
Molecule: messenger RNA, 1705 nt
Organism: Haliotis rubra (blacklip abalone)
Lineage: Eukaryota; Metazoa; Mollusca; Gastropoda; Lepetellida; Haliotidae
Exons: 3
Coding region: 133-684 (183 amino acids)
Source: RefSeq, a predicted model, not a curated record